GGUUGUCGUCAAGCCUCUCAUCAGUUUGAAGUUUUAGUUUUCACCUUCGAAACUCACUCGGUUUGAAGCCAAAGCUUUCGUCAUCGAUUCAAAUUCUCGGUGUCAAUUUCUUUCUCUGCAAAUAAAGAUAUUGUUAAGGGCGAAGAAUCCAAGAUUUAAGAAAAUGAGUGAGAUCGGUAAGAAGGCUAGACCAUCUACUAAGGGUGGUUCUCUACACACAAGUGGGGCUCAAAGUCAAGGAAGUAUGAGGAGGAAAUUGGAAAAGGAACUAGGAAGAUUGGUAACUCAGACUGAGGCAUUCAAGGCAACACACAUAAGAAAGAAGAAAAAUCUCGAAGAUCCAGACGUGUGGGUUGAGCCGCGAGCUGAAUUGACCUAUAAUCAAUAUCUUCAAGUUUUGGAGGAUUUACGACAAACUUAA
Molecule: messenger RNA, 421 nt
Organism: Solanum stenotomum
Lineage: Eukaryota; Viridiplantae; Streptophyta; Magnoliopsida; Solanales; Solanaceae
Exons: 4
Coding region: 164-421 (85 amino acids)
Source: RefSeq, a predicted model, not a curated record